Molecule: messenger RNA, 1343 nt
Organism: Orussus abietinus
Lineage: Eukaryota; Metazoa; Arthropoda; Insecta; Hymenoptera; Orussidae
Gene: unc-119
Product: protein unc-119 homolog B
Exons: 4
Coding region: 219-914 (231 amino acids)
Biological process (GO): nervous system development; cilium assembly; lipoprotein transport
Cellular component (GO): cilium
Molecular function (GO): lipid binding
Source: RefSeq, a predicted model, not a curated record
AUAACUACGAUCAGUUGCGGUCAUCGCUGUCGCGAAUCACGUUGUUCAUGUCGGUCACGUGAUACAUUGACAUUGCCUUGACAAGUACCUAUAAUAAAUUACACUGAACCGUAUAAGCGCAAUUGAUGAAAAAAUGGAAAACAUGAGUUUGUCACAACGUGACAUUGUGUUUGAUUCAUAUUCGUCGGACUAAUAAAAUCAAUAUUGAAAUUUUUUAAAUGACAAUGAAUACUCUGAAUAUGGAACACAAAAGUAAAUACAACGGAUCUUCGGUUCCUUUGAAGUCAGUAAUGAUUAACGAAAAUAUUAUAAAUGGACAAGUAGAGGAACCCAUCACACCAGAGAUGGUCUUGAAAUUGCCUACAAUAACAGAAAAAUAUUUAUGUUCUCCGGAAGCAAAUGUUUAUGACAUUGAUUUUACCAGAUUUCAAAUACGAGACCUUGAAACGGGUACAGUACUGUUUGAAAUAGCAAAACCAAUAGCGGCAGGUGGUGAUAUCCAAGAUUCAAAUCCAGACUUUGAAGACACAUCAGGAGAAGAUCCAAACAUGGGUCGUUUUGUGCGAUAUCAAUUUACACCUCAGUUUCUGAAACUAAAAACUAUUGGUGCCACUGUUGAAUUUUUGAUAGGUGCUAAACCAGUUAACAAGUUCCGAAUGAUAGAACGUCACUUCUUUCGAGAUAAAUUACUUAAAACAUUUGAUUUUGAAUUUGGAUUUUGCAUACCAAAUAGCAAAAAUACAUGUGAGCACAUAUAUGAAUUUCCAACCCUUUCUGCAGAAUUGGUUGCAGAUAUGAUCGCUCAUCCCUUUGAAACUCGUUCAGAUUCCUUUUAUUUUGUCGACAAUCAACUAGUGAUGCAUAACAAAGCCGACUAUGCCUACAAUGGUGGACUUGGACAGGAAACAUUUUAAUCUUUCUGCACAUGCCAGUAACAGUAUUGAAAGUAUUGUUAGAAUUACACAAGAGUGAACGAACAGUGCCGAUGAACACACCGAUCAGACACUUUUUGUAUUUUUUUAUAUAGUUUUUCACAGCAAUGAGUAUUAAUUUUGCAUUUGAGUCUACGUCAAGCACAAUUUUUUAAAAUCUGCAUUAUGUCACGUUUUGUUCCUUAUAUCGCAUUAAAUGCCUAACAAUCACCGAUUUAAACAGGAUCUUCAUUGUAACCUAGUAUGUUGAUUGUUAGACUGAUAAAAAAUAGUUUUGUAUGAUAUUAUUAAUUCCAGUGUGACUAAGGAAAAUAAAUAUGUUGCAUUUAUUAAUGUCAUAAUGUUAGUCAUAAACAAUUGUUCUGCACAUUUAAUGACGUUGAACAUGAAUAAAGUGAUAUCUAAAGAUAA